AUGGCGUCUACUACCCUCCUCACCAGCCUUCUGAAAUCUUCUCAAGUUGCUAGAAACACCCCAAAUCCCAUACUACUAUUGGCUUCCUACAUGAGACGUUUUCAUGCUAGUUCAACAUGGGCAAGCCAAGUGAAAGACAUCAAAGAAAGUACCAGCUCUGCUGCAGACCAUGUGACUAAAAAGACUAAAGAAGCUGCAGGUGAAUUUUCUGAGAAGGCCCAAGAUACUGCAGAUAAAGCAAAGAGGACAACAGAACAAGUAUGGGAUUCAACCAAGGAUGCAGCCCAAAAAGCCAAAGAGACAGUUAUGAACAGAACUGAGGUGUCUAAGGAAUAUGUCAAAGAAAAUGCAGAGAAAGUGAAGAAGAGCAUGAACACUAAGGAAUGA
Messenger RNA from Cannabis sativa, 387 nucleotides. RefSeq lists its product as uncharacterized. The record is from RefSeq and is a predicted model, not a curated record. The coding region runs from base 1 to 387 and encodes 128 amino acids. Lineage: Eukaryota; Viridiplantae; Streptophyta; Magnoliopsida; Rosales; Cannabaceae. The transcript has 3 exons.